CAAACACAAAUCAUCCCUCACGAACAUAACCCUCACGAAAUAAUGCCUCUUUUUGGAUCCACCACGACCCGCACCACCUCAGUCCCCACGCGCAGACGGGGCCUGUUCCAGCGUACCAAGCCUAGUCGUACCACCCGCAUCAAGAAUGCGAUUGACCCCACGGUGACCACGACUACCCACACCACUCGCGUCCCCUUCAUGACCAGAGUCAAGCGGACGCUCGGUAUCAGAAGCAAGCCAAAGCGCCGCGGCACUUUUUCACGCUUCCAGCCUCGCACUCGUCGCACCCGCCAAACUACCUUGAUCUAA
This is a messenger RNA of Mycena indigotica, 309 nucleotides long. RefSeq lists its product as uncharacterized. The transcript is spliced from 2 exons. Bases 43 to 309 code for a protein of 88 amino acids. Lineage: Eukaryota; Fungi; Basidiomycota; Agaricomycetes; Agaricales; Mycenaceae. The record is from RefSeq and is a predicted model, not a curated record.